AUGGAUGAUAUUUACAGGGAAUUGAAAAGAUCAGGCCUUGGAAGUGUAUGUCAAAAUAUAUGCCAUGAUAUUAACAAAGCCACUUUCGACUCUAGAAAAAUAAUAUAUGACUAUACUCAAGACCAAUUCUUUAUUGAGCUGUAUUCUCCUCAGAAGGAGAAAGUAACCUCCUGUGAUGAAGCAUAUCACAACCACCUUCAAAAAAUAAAUGGAGCCUAUGGGAGUGUAUAUAAGGAAUGUAAAAGUAGCACUAAUAAUACCUGCUGUGGCGAAUUUAAGGAAUUAAUUCAAGGAAAAGGAAAUAGUGGAACCUUAAAUUUAACAUGCAAAAAUGUUACGAACCCAGGUUUUUCUGGUACUGGUUCUACAGGAACUUGGAAUCCAGGUUCUUCUGGUUCCGGUUCUACGGGAACCUGGAACCCCGGUUCUUCUGGUACCGGUUCUACGGGAACUUGGAACCCAGGUUCUUCUGGUACCGGUUCCACCGGAAACCAGAACACUGGUAGUCCAAGACCAGAUUCUACAGCUUCCCAAGCUGAUGGAAGUGCUGUGGUACCUGCUGCUGUGUCUGGUGGACUUGCUGCAGUAGCAUUACCAACAUUGGCAUAUUUUUUUUACAAGUAUAAAUCGCACCUUUUCUUCCUCUCCUUCCUUAAGGGGAAUAACUCCUCUGCAAAUGGAAGAAGCAGAAGUAAAAGGUCCCUUAGAUGUGAAUUGAACAGGUUCUCAAACCACUACGACGACUCAACAACGGAAUAUUCGUCCGAAUAUUCUAUUCCAUAUACCUCAUCAUCAUCCAGAUGA
This is a messenger RNA of Plasmodium coatneyi, 804 nucleotides long. RefSeq lists its product as hypothetical. The transcript has a single exon. Lineage: Eukaryota; Apicomplexa; Aconoidasida; Haemosporida; Plasmodiidae. The record is from RefSeq and is a predicted model, not a curated record. The coding region runs from base 1 to 804 and encodes 267 amino acids.